Prionailurus viverrinus (fishing cat) is the source of this 2782-nucleotide messenger RNA. It is a transcript of the gene TADA2B, whose product is annotated as transcriptional adaptor 2B. The transcript has 2 exons. NCBI's taxonomy places the organism in Eukaryota, Metazoa, Chordata, Mammalia, Carnivora, Felidae. Gene Ontology annotation, cellular component: SAGA-type complex; nucleus. Bases 42 to 1304 code for a protein of 420 amino acids. Gene Ontology annotation, biological process: chromatin remodeling; regulation of transcription by RNA polymerase II. The record is from RefSeq and is a predicted model, not a curated record. Gene Ontology annotation, molecular function: chromatin binding; zinc ion binding; transcription coactivator activity.
GCGGCGGCGCGCUGACGGCGGCGGGCGGCGGGCGGGGGAAGAUGGCGGAGCUCGGUAAGAAGUACUGCGUGUACUGCCUGGCCGAGGUGAGCCCGCUGCGCUUCCGCUGCACCGAGUGCCAGGACAUCGAGCUGUGCCCCGAGUGCUUCUCUGCCGGCGCCGAGAUCGGCCACCACCGCCGCUACCACGGCUAUCAGCUGGUGGACGGCGGGCGCUUCACGCUGUGGGGGCCCGAGGCCGAGGGCGGCUGGACCAGCCGCGAGGAGCAGCUGCUGCUGGAUGCCAUCGAGCAGUUCGGCUUCGGAAACUGGGAAGAUAUGGCCGCUCACGUUGGAGCUUCCCGCACCCCCCAGGAGGUGAUGGAGCAUUACGUAAGCAUGUACAUCCACGGAAACCUGGGGAAAGCCUGCAUUCCCGACACCAUCCCCAACCGGGUGACCGACCACACGUGCCCCAGCGGAGGGCCCCUCUCUCCCAGCCUCACCACCCCCUUGCCUCCCCUAGACAUCUCGGUGGCCGAGCAGCAGCAGCUGGGCUACAUGCCGCUGCGCGACGACUACGAGAUCGAGUACGACCAGGACGCCGAGACGCUCAUCAGCGGGCUCUCGGUCAACUACGACGACGAGGACGUGGAGAUCGAGCUGAAGCGCGCGCACGUGGACAUGUACGUGCGCAAGCUCAGGGAGAGGCAGCGGCGCAAGAACAUCGCCCGCGACUACAACCUGGUGCCCGCCUUCCUGGGCAAGGACAAGAAGGACAAGGAGCGGCCGGCCAAGCGCAAGAUCACCAAGGAGGAGAAGGAGCUGCGGCUGAAGCUGCGGCCGCUCUACCAGUUCAUGUCGUGCAAGGAGUUCGACGACCUGUUCGAGAACAUGCACAAGGAGAAGAUGCUGCGGGCCAAGAUCCGCGAGCUGCAGCGCUACCGGCGCAACGGCAUCACGAAGAUGGAAGAGUCGGCCGAGUACGAGGCGGCGCGGCACAAGCGCGAGAAGCGGAAGGAGAACAAGAGCGCGGCGGGCGCCCGGCGGGGCAGGGAGGACGGCAAGGACGGCGAGUUUGCGGCCAUCGAGAACCUGCCCGGCUUCGAGCUCCUGUCCGACCGCGAGAAGGUGCUCUGCAGCUCCCUGAACCUGAGCCCCGCGCGCUACGUGACCGUGAAGACGAUCAUCAUCAAAGACCACCUGCAGAAGCGACAGGGGAUCCCCUCCAAAAGUCGCCUGCCUAGCUAUUUGGACAAAGUGCUAAAGAAAAGGAUUUUAAAUUUCCUCACGGAAAGUGGUUGGAUCUCCAGGGACGCCUCCUGAAGCGGCAGCGUGGAGAGUCGGGGCGCGGCUCCGGGAGCCAGGAGGGCCGGGGGUGAGGGUGGGGGACGGAAACGCUUUUCCCCCCACCCGUUGUUGCUCUUUUUUAAGCAAAUUGAGUUCCUUUCUUUUAGGCUAUAAAUUCUGUUCGUGGUCCUCUGAAAGAAGCAAUAGUAACGAUUUUACGUCGGAUCAUGGGGGACGCCGAUACAGGUCUAUUUUAACGUAGUCCUAAGGUGAUACCUUAAGGCGACGAUUGGCCUUUAUGUUCAGUCUGGGGUUAUGAGAUUGGGUAAUUUCCUUUUGCGUCUUCCCUUUGGUACGCCACUCGUGCUGUGGGUAAGAGGAGCGACUUUCCGCCCGCCAGCUGCCAGCUUUACCCUGUGACAUGACCUGUGGCUGGUGCUGGGGGCUCCCUUGGAGGUGGGAGGGGGGGUAUGGCCACCCACGCGGACACCCCAGCACGGCCCCAGCACACGGCACUUUAGGUGGGGGCCAGGGUGGGGCAGGUGGGAAGUGAGGCCGGAGAAGCACGGGAAGUUUCCACAUAAGCUUUAGAGGAAGACUCUGGGGUUGAGCAGGGUCCGGAUGAGCUUCUCCUUGACUGUCGGCAGCGUGGCGUUCCAGCUUGUAGUUCCCAAGUCGGGAAACCGCCCCUUGCCCCGUUUCCGCUCACUUGGGGCAGGCACGGGAGCCCUGGGCAGGCUCCCUUGUGUGCGGAAGGGGCCGGGGGGAGCUUGGGUGCGGGAGGGUUAGCAUGGGUGCCGGGAUUGAGCCCGCUCAGGGGGCUGCUGCUUGCUGCUCUAAUGCUUGCGACGCGUCUUACUCGGAAGAACUCGUCUUAGAAGGUUUACGCCUCUGAGUUCUGGAGUACACUUUCUCCAGGAUUUUCAUCGCGGUCGCAGUUACUUUUUUCCGCUGAAACUGACCUUGACUGUGCUAGCUUGGCUUAAGCAUCUUCGGGUGGUGGCCGGCGCUCUGCAGACCAGCCGGCUGGACUGGGCUGCUCACACAGCAGGGUCUGGCGGAGCAGGAAGGAGUCUGGAGGGCGAGGCCCUGCCUUGCUCCUCUGGGUCCCGGUCUUGGACUGCUCGCCUCGGCUUUUGCCCAGGGCCCUCAUUCAUGGAUAUACACGGUACCUUCCUUCUGGAACUUGGGUCGUUUGUCUUCCUGCUGCUCAGGGUUGGUUCUCAUGUCUUAAGACCCUGCUUUAGAGUCAGAGUGACCGCAGACCCCAGCACCCCCUUCUUCCUGGAGCUCAUCCUGCCUCUCCUGCCCCCAUAGCUACCAAGAGACUUGACCUUCCAGAAUGUUUGGGCUUGAAGUUAACAUUAAAGUGAAGUUAUUUGAAAGACAAGAGAAAAAAAGACCCUCAUCAUUUCCAAGGACUUAAUUACGGUGCCUUUUCCUUUCUUUUUACACCCUCCUGUCCCCCAGGGUAAAUUUUUCAGCAUUAAAUAAAACAUUUCAAAUAUACUGUA